Molecule: messenger RNA, 2392 nt
Organism: Numida meleagris (helmeted guineafowl)
Lineage: Eukaryota; Metazoa; Chordata; Aves; Galliformes; Numididae
Gene: RBM18
Product: RNA binding motif protein 18
Exons: 5
Coding region: 87-659 (190 amino acids)
Molecular function (GO): RNA binding
Source: RefSeq, a predicted model, not a curated record
CCUCUGUGUGACGUCAUCAACCGGCGCCGAAGGCGGGGCGAGGCCUGCGCGAGGCUGGGGAUGGUGAGAGGCGGCUCCGCGCCGCCAUGGAGCCGGAACGACAGGCGUUACCGCUGGAGAAUGCCGCCAUCCUGUCUGAGGGCGCCCUGCAGGACGGGCACCGCCUCUGGAUCGGCAACCUCGACCCCAAGAUCACCGAGUACCACCUUCUCAAACUCCUUCAGAAGUUUGGCAAAGUAAAGCAGUUUGAUUUUCUCUUUCACAAGUCUGGAGCUUUGGAGGGGCAGCCGAGGGGUUACUGCUUUGUGAACUUUGAAACCAAACAGGAAGCAGAGAAGGCGAUCCAGUGUCUCAAUGGGAAGCUGGCCCUUUCCAAGAAGUUGGUGGUGCGGUGGGCACACGCACAAGUCAAGAGAUAUGAUCAUAAUAAGAACGAGAAGAUUCUUCCAAUCAGUCUGGAGCCAUCAUCCAGCACGGAGCCACCCCAGUCCAACCUGAGUGUCAGUGCAAAAAUAAAGGCCAUUGAAGCCAAGCUGAAAAUGAUGGCAGAAAAUCCAGAUGCAGAAUAUCCAGCAGCACCUGUUUAUUCUUACUUCAAACCACCAGAAAAGAAAAGGACUACUCCUUAUUCCAGAGCAGCCUGGAAAUCUAGAAGAUGAUGCUUACUGAACGGAUGAUGGUAGCAAGAAACUCUGCUUUCUAUGCCUGGAAUCCUCCGAUGCUUUUGUACUUUGUAGGGUGAGAGGGAUGCUCCACCUGAGCACGACACCGCUGUAUGUGGCACAGUGUUUGUGACACUUCGGGUGUCUGCUGGGUGCUCCUUGUUGCCUGUAUAGCUUCACAGCUGAGCGCUGUUCAGAAAAGUAGGUUCCAUUCAAAGCCUCUGAUGAACAUGCAGACAACCUCUUGAUAGCUUGCAUUCAUUAGCAAGAUUAGAAACAGUAACCAGUGUAUGGAGUGAAGCACAUCCAAAAAUACCCCAUUGAACUGAUUACUUUUUAAAGUCUUUUUGAACAAAAGGUAUUCCAAUUUGUGUUUUUAAUGGAGGGGGAGACACCUGGUUUUGAUUAACGUUCUGUAGUUACCAUGGAAAACUUUUUCAUAUCAAUAAAACUCAUUUUAAAUAGAAUUUGCAACACUUAGUAACUGUGCAUGCAAUAUUUUAUAUGCACCAAACCAAAUUUAUUUUGCAUUUUUAUUUGCUAACUUUGCAAGUCAUGGCACAGCACAGGUAUCCUCAGUGUCCUUUGGGCUGUAGGCAUGUGCCUCUGCGUUGGAAUUGGUGUAGUUACCACUGGGUUCUGUUCUGUGCCAUAAGCUUCAGAGUGCAGCAGUGGCGUAUCUAGUGUUUGUGUUCAGGAGCCCCUGUUAGUGGUAGCUCUUCAUAAACCAGAUGUGACAGCGUGAGAAUAAUGCUGCAGCCUCAGACAUCUGUCAAGCACGUGGCCUGAGCGUUUGCCCACCAACCAGUCCGACCUUUGUCUUCCUCACUGGCUGGUAAAGGCGGCUGCUUGUUUCCUCGGUGUCACUGAAGUGGCACGAGUGUUUGUGGCAGUGCUGGUUCUGCUGCCUGCUGAGGCUCACCCAUACAAGGCAUCUGGUUUGGGGGUCUGAUGGAAGGCUUGCUGCUGAAGUCAUUUGAUCUGCAACUCAUUCUUGUCCCAAAAUGUUCUGUGCAAAAUUGAAAGAUCUGAGGAGGGGCCGCCCUGGCAGCGUUUUCUCCUUUGUGCACGUGGUGCUGUGGCUGCGUGUGCAAGAGGGACGUUGGGAAUGCGUGCACUCAGGUGCAGUACUGAUUGUACUGGAGUCCUCUUUCUCACGUCCUUCCAGUGGCGAACCUUUAGCGAACCUGUGGCUCUUGAGCUGCUUCUCCAAAGUGGUAAGCAGGAGCAAGAAAGUGAUUUCUGAACAGCCCACCACUUCUGAGCACAGGUGCUGCUCACUUGUAUAGCGCAGUCAGGUUUGUAUUCCCAAAGCAGCGCACCUGCCUUCGAGUGCGGAGCACGCUUCCUGCUUCCCAACUUAGCCUCUGGAAUGAAGCUGUGUGUGUGAUGGCUAGACUGAAAGCCUGACUUGUUGAGAAGUAGUUCUUGUGCUGUUAGAUACUUGCUUUCUAAUUUUCUCCGGGUACCUGAGUAAAGAGAAAGCAUGGUUUGGAGUUUGUCCCCCUGUGAAUGUCAGUACCACCCAUUUACAUUCCUCUGUGAACAGCCUGUGUUUUGUUCUAACACUUGUAGUCCUCAGGAUGUGCAUCUGCAUUAUUUCAAACCGUUUAUGUUUUUAAUAGGAAUUUAGGAAAUACCUAAAUUCAAGUUAGGUGUGCGGUCGCGUUCCCUUCAGAAGCAUAUUUUGAUAUUUAUUUGUAUUUAAAUUAAACUUGUUGAAAUCCUUA